Messenger RNA from Dendrobium catenatum, 1109 nucleotides. Its product is annotated as 28 kDa ribonucleoprotein, chloroplastic. Gene Ontology annotation, cellular component: cytosol. Lineage: Eukaryota; Viridiplantae; Streptophyta; Magnoliopsida; Asparagales; Orchidaceae. Gene Ontology annotation, molecular function: mRNA binding. The record is from RefSeq and is a predicted model, not a curated record. The transcript is spliced from 4 exons. Bases 139 to 921 code for a protein of 260 amino acids.
UAUCCAGUGGAAUGGAGCAUUCCCACGUCACAGCAGAUAACGUCUCUCCUCUUCCCGUCCUCGCAUUCCAUCACUUCAUCAAUCAACGAAGGCCCCACCGCCGCCGGUCAAUACCUCCACCGCCGAGCUCUGGCUAUAAUGGCUGCCACCGCUGCAGUAUCCAUCUCCUGUUUUUACUCCUGCACAUCUCGCCGGCACCUCCUCUCAAUCCCCGUUAUCAAAUUCACCGGCCCUCGAUUUCCUUUUUCGUCCCCCGUCUGCCACUUCACUGAUCAGCUUUCAGUCGCUUACGUUGAAAAUAGAAGAAACCUUCUGAAAAUUACAGCCGCUAUGACGCAAGGGGAGGUAGAAACCGAGACAGAGGUAGCUCAGGCAGAGGCCAUGGCGCGGCUGCAGAAUACCAAGCUUUACUUUGGGAAUAUUCCUUACAACUGUGACAGUGAGCAGCUUGCUGGUGUUAUUCAACAACAUGCCAGCCCUGAAAUGAUUGAGGUGCUCUAUGACAAAGAAACAGGAAGGAGCAGAGGGUUUGCAGUUGUUACCAUGAGCUCCAUACAAGACUGUGAAGCUGUCAUCUCCAAUCUUAAUGGAUUUGAAUAUGAUGGUCGAACACUAAGGGUUAAAUUCUCAGACAAAUCAAAGCCCAGAGUGGCUCUAUAUGUUGAGAGCGAGUUCAAGCUCUUCGUAGGCAAUCUAUGCUGGUCAGUAACCUCAGAAGCUCUUAAGCAGGUUUUUAAGGAUUACGGUAACUUGGUCAGUGCUCGUGUUAUUUACGAUGGCGAGAGCGGCCGAUCUCGUGGCUUUGGCUUUGUUUGCUUCUCCACCAAGGAAGAGAUGGAUUCUGCCAUGGAAUCCCUCAAUGGACUGGAGUUGGAAGGAAGGGCCUUGAGGAUAAGCUUAGCGUUAGGGAAGAAGACUUGAUCGAUAGGAAAAGGGCUUAAAUGAGCAGCUUCCCUUGCAUAAAAUUGCUUGCUGGAUAUUAGAAAAGAUAAGGGGAGUUCAAGUAUAAUCAAUUAGGCUUUGUAAUUGAGUUGGCCAGCUUGUGUAGCUCACAAAUAAUUAUUAGCUAUUAUAUAUAAAAUAAUAUCAAUACAGAUAAUACCUACAAA